CUGAGAGGUGAAGGGGACUCGAGUGUACGAGGUGGGUGGGUGAGUAGGUGACUAUUUUUUAGGCCCCUCCCCAGGUAGAACGAAGCUGGCCAGAACGUUUUGUUAGGUGAUAAUCUCCACUUCAGCUGAUUAGCAUCUACUAAUUUUCUUCUGCGACGUUCCCCUUGCAGUCACAGCUCUCACUUUUUUCUUUCGACCAGAAAUUCGUCGAAAAUGGCUGCCAUGGCUGCCGGAGUCGCCGCUAAGCUCCCAGGCGCUCUCAAGACCGAGAGCGUGCUCGAGGCCAGCCAGUUCCUCGGCCAGUCUGCCAGCACUCUCGCCUUCCCCUCCUCCGUUCCCUCCGCAUCGCGUAAACCCCUCUCAGCCCGCUGUGCUGCCGCGUCGGAAGGCUCGGAUGGAGCCAAGGCUGCUUCUUCCCACACCCACGCGAAGCGCGCCGUGUCCCGGCGGCUGAUCCUCGGCGGAAUGGCGGCCGGCAUGGCCGCUGUCGUCGGCUGCCCUAUCUGCGACUCGGGCUCGCCGUCCAUGGGUGCCGCGCUCGCCGCGGACUGGGGCUACGGCGAGCUGUCAGGCCCGAACGAGUGGGGUGCGGUGUGCAAGACCGGCGCGGCGCAGUCGCCGAUCGACAUCUCCCUGACGGCGCCGAAGAUUGUGUCGGACAAUAGCAUCGGGAAGCUCGCGUUCGGAUAUAAGCGCGCCGAUGCGAGCUUCCUCAACACUGGACACGGCACCAUGCAGGUGAACUUCCCCGGCGGCAGCAACACGUGCGAGAUCGGCGGGCGCAAGCUGGAGCUGCUGCAGUAUCACUUCCACGCGCCCAGCGAGCACUCGUUCAACGGCAUCCGUACCGCCAUGGAGGCACAUCUCGUUCACCGUGAUGCGGAGGGCAAACUCGCAGUCGUAGGAGUGAUGCUGGAGGCCGACCCCAAGGCUCCCCGGAAUCUCUGUCUCGAGGCCGCGCUGGCCUUCUCGCCCAACGAGAAGCUCAAGCAGAUUGCGGGACCAGUGGAGUGCUUCGAGGUGCCGGCAGUGGGCGGCGGCAAGCCCCUGAAGCAGUGCCUCAAGAUCCAGAUCAGCCCCGAGCCUCUCCUCCCCAAGCCUGACAGAGCAGACGGUGCCCACAAUUACAUCCACUACAAGGGGUCUCUCACCACCCCCCCGUGCUCUGAGGGUGUUGAUUGGUUUGUCCUCUCCUCCCCUCUCCGCAUCCCUGACGCACAAGUGGUUGAGUUCAUGCGAUAUGUGGGCGACCGGCAGACUCUGGCCCUCAACUCGAGGCCUCGUCAAGACCUUGGCGAUCGUUUCCUGGUCAUUGGUCCCGCAUAGAAAUAUCCUCGAAAUAUGACGCUGCACAGAUUUAGUUUCCCCCUAGAUUUGCUCUAAGUUAUGACAUCACUCCUCUGUAUCAUCUGAAAAAUGCAUAAAAACGGUGUCUGGUGUUUGGAGGUGUGCAGUUCCAAUCUAGGCGGCCCGUCUUACUGAGGCAUCUUUUUUCAUUGGAUAAGCCCAGUUCCUGGAGGCUACGAUGAUACAAGGAGCAAGGGCAGUGUGUCACAUGUUCUUUCUUUCUUAGAAUUGCUGUCAUUUCUUUUCCAGAGAUUUUUUAGAAUU
Messenger RNA from Closterium sp. NIES-67, 1611 nucleotides. The record is from the annotation of a GenBank genome assembly. NCBI's taxonomy places the organism in Eukaryota, Viridiplantae, Streptophyta, Zygnematophyceae, Desmidiales, Closteriaceae.